Myotis brandtii (Brandt's bat) is the source of this 3431-nucleotide messenger RNA. RefSeq names its product UPF1 regulator of nonsense transcripts homolog (yeast) (gene UPF1). NCBI's taxonomy places the organism in Eukaryota, Metazoa, Chordata, Mammalia, Chiroptera, Vespertilionidae. Gene Ontology annotation, cellular component: cytoplasm. Bases 22 to 3363 code for a protein of 1113 amino acids. Gene Ontology annotation, molecular function: DNA binding; hydrolase activity; RNA binding. The record is from RefSeq and is a predicted model, not a curated record. The transcript is spliced from 26 exons. Gene Ontology annotation, biological process: nuclear-transcribed mRNA catabolic process, nonsense-mediated decay.
CGGGCCCUGCGCGUUGGCACCAUGAGCGUGGAGGCGUACGGGCCCAGCUCGCAGACGCUCACUUUCCUGGACACCGAGGAGGCUGAGCUUCUCGGCGCCGACACACAAGGCUCCGAGUUCGAGUUCACAGACUUCACCCUCCCCAGCCAGACGCAGACGCCUCCCGGAGGCCCCGGCGGCCCCGGGGCCCCACGGGGGGGGGGGGGGGGUGGCGCUGGUGGAAGUGGAGAUGCUGUUGGAGGACCUGAGGGCAUCCUGCAGAAUGGGGCUGUGGAUGACAGUGUGGCCAAGACCAGCCAGUUGCUGGCCGAGUUGAACUUCGAAGAAGAUGAAGAAGAUACCUAUUACACAAAGGACCUACCAGUACAUGCCUGCAGUUACUGUGGAAUACAUGAUCCUGCUUGCGUGGUUUACUGUAAUACCAGCAAGAAGUGGUUCUGUAACGGACGUGGAAAUACUUCUGGCAGCCACAUUGUAAAUCACCUUGUGAGGGCAAAAUGCAAAGAGGUGACUCUGCACAAGGAUGGGCCCCUUGGUGAGACAGUCCUGGAGUGUUACAACUGUGGCUGCCGCAACGUCUUCCUGCUUGGCUUCAUCCCUGCCAAGGCUGACUCAGUGGUGGUGCUGUUGUGCAGGCAGCCCUGUGCCAGUCAGAGCAGCCUCAAGGACAUCAACUGGGACAGCUCGCAGUGGCAGCCCCUGAUCCAAGAUCGCUGCUUCCUCUCCUGGCUGGUCAAGAUCCCUUCAGAGCAGGAGCAGCUUCGGGCCCGGCAGAUUACAGCCCAGCAGAUCAACAAGUUGGAGGAGCUUUGGAAGGAGAAUCCUUCUGCCACCUUGGAGGACCUAGAGAAGCCCGGAGUGGAUGAGGAGCCGCAGCAUGUCCUCCUGCGGUAUGAGGAUGCCUACCAGUACCAGAACAUAUUUGGGCCUCUGGUCAAGCUGGAGGCUGACUAUGACAAGAAACUGAAAGAGUCACAGACUCAAGAUAACAUCACGGUCAGGUGGGACCUGGGCCUUAACAAGAAGAGAAUCGCCUACUUCACUUUACCCAAGACUGACUCUGACAUGCGGCUCAUGCAAGGGGAUGAGAUAUGCCUGCGGUACAAAGGGGACCUGGCGCCCCUGUGGAAAGGGAUCGGCCACGUCAUCAAGGUCCCUGAUAAUUAUGGCGAUGAGAUUGCCAUUGAGCUGCGGAGCAGUGUGGGUGCACCUGUGGAGGUGACACAUAACUUCCAGGUGGAUUUCGUGUGGAAAUCCACCUCAUUUGACAGGAUGCAGAGUGCGCUGAAAACGUUUGCUGUCGAUGAAACCUCUGUGUCAGGCUAUAUCUACCAUAAACUGCUCGGCCACGAGGUGGAGGACGUCAUCAUCAAGUGCCAGCUGCCCAAGCGCUUCACUGCACAGGGGCUGCCCGACCUCAACCACUCUCAGGUUUAUGCUGUGAAGACUGUGCUGCAAAGACCGCUGAGCCUGAUCCAGGGACCACCAGGAACAGGGAAGACAGUGACCUCUGCCACCAUUGUCUACCACCUGGCACGGCAGGGCAAUGGGCCUGUGCUCGUCUGUGCUCCAAGUAACAUAGCUGUGGAUCAGCUGACUGAGAAGAUCCACCAGACGGGGCUGAAAGUUGUGCGGCUCUGCGCUAAGAGCCGCGAGGCCAUUGACUCCCCGGUGUCCUUCCUGGCCCUGCACAACCAGAUCAGGAACAUGGAUAGCAUGCCAGAGCUGCAGAAGCUGCAGCAGCUAAAGGACGAGACUGGGGAGCUGUCAUCUGCCGAUGAGAAGCGGUACCGAGCCCUGAAGCGCACAGCUGAAAGGGAGCUGCUCAUGAACGCGGACGUCAUCUGCUGCACAUGUGUGGGUGCAGGAGACCCCAGGCUUGCCAAGAUGCAGUUCCGCUCCAUUCUUAUCGACGAGAGCACCCAGGCCACGGAGCCAGAGUGCAUGGUCCCUGUGGUCCUUGGAGCCAAGCAGCUGAUCCUUGUGGGUGACCACUGCCAGCUGGGCCCCGUGGUGAUGUGCAAGAAGGCAGCCAAGGCCGGGCUGUCUCAGUCACUGUUCGAGCGCCUGGUGGUGCUCGGCAUUCGUCCAAUCCGCCUGCAAGUCCAGUAUCGGAUGCACCCUGCACUCAGUGCCUUCCCAUCCAACAUCUUCUAUGAGGGCUCUCUGCAGAACGGCGUCACUGCAGCGGAUCGAGUGAAGAAGGGGUUUGACUUCCAGUGGCCCCAACCUGAUAAGCCGAUGUUCUUCUAUGUGACCCAGGGCCAGGAGGAGAUCGCCAGUUCGGGUACCUCCUACCUGAACAGGACGGAGGCUGCAAAUGUUGAGAAGAUCACCACGAAGCUGCUGAAGGCAGGUGCCAAGCCGGACCAGAUUGGCAUCAUCACACCCUAUGAGGGCCAGCGCUCCUACCUGGUGCAGUACAUGCAGUUCAGCGGCUCCCUGCACACCAAGCUGUACCAGGAGGUGGAGAUUGCCAGUGUGGAUGCAUUCCAGGGGCGUGAGAAGGACUUCAUCAUCCUUUCCUGUGUGCGAGCCAACGAGCACCAAGGCAUCGGGUUUUUAAAUGACCCUAGGCGGCUUAACGUGGCCCUGACCCGAGCAAGAUAUGGAGUCAUCAUUGUGGGCAACCCUAAGGCCCUGUCCAAGCAGCCCCUGUGGAACCACCUGCUGAAUUACUACAAGGAGCAGAAGGUGCUGGUGGAGGGGCCUCUGAAUAACCUGCGGGAGAGCCUCAUGCAGUUCAGCAAGCCCCGGAAGCUGGUCAACACCAUCAACCCUGGAGCCCGCUUCAUGACCACAGCCAUGUAUGAUGCCCGGGAGGCCAUCAUCCCAGGAUCGGUCUAUGAUCGGAGCAGCCAGGGCCGGCCCUCGAACAUGUACUUCCAGACCCACGACCAGCUCGGUAUGAUCAGUGCUGGCCCCAGCCAUGUGGCCGCCAUGAACAUUCCCAUCCCCUUCAACCUGGUCAUGCCACCCAUGCCACCACCAGGCUAUUUUGGACAGGCUAAUGGGCCAGCUGCAGGCCGAGGCACCCCAAAAGGCAAGACGGGUCGUGGUGGACGCCAGAAGAACCGCUUUGGCCUUCCUGGGCCCAGCCAGACAAACCUGCCCAGCAGCCAGGCCAGCCAGGAUGUGGCAUCACAGCCCUUCUCUCAGGGGGCCCUGACACAGGGCUACAUCUCCAUGAGCCAGCCCUCCCAGAUGAGCCAGCCUGGUCUCUCCCAGCCUGAGUUGUCCCAGGACAGUUACCUUGGUGAUGAAUUUAAGUCCCAGAUUGAUGUGGCGCUAUCGCAAGAUUCUACGUACCAAGGGGAGCGGGCGUACCAGCAUGGUGGAGUGACGGGACUGUCUCAGUACUAGAAGGUGGCAGCGGAAGAGCUAAGCUUUGUGGCUUAGUCCAUCAGCAUCUUACUCUGGGUAAUAAAAAA